ACAUACAUAGAUAAUUUUUUUUGCUGCCAAAAUCAAAACAUUAACAUCUGUUCAAUCAAACCAACCAACCCACCACUCGCAUCAUUGGGACCGCAGAGACAGCAACAAUAAUUUAUAAAAAUUUUGUUUUCAUCUUCUAGUAUUUGAUUAACGAGCAAUAACGUCGCGUUACAAACGUUUGUGAACACAAGAAUAACAAAUUAAUAAAUCAAUUUGUAAUAUAAAAUAGAAACAACAGCAACAAAGAAUGCAUCGUCGUACAGUAAUUAUAUUUAAAUCAGAAUCGGAAAGUACCGAUGUAUACGCAGCUGAAUUGCAACAUCACUACUUCAAUCCCAUAUUCGUGCCGACACUAACGUUUGCCUUUAAGAAUUUGGAGAAAUUGCGUGCCAAACUCCAACAUCCCGACGACUAUGAGGGUAUGAUCUUCACCAGUCCCCGUUGUGUCGAGGCUGUGGUGAAGGCGUUGGAUACGCAAGAGUUGCCGGGCGGUUGGAAAAUGUUGCAUAAUUAUGCGGUUGGUGAGGUCACUCACAAUUUUGCACUAACAGAAUUACAACAACUAUUUACCCACGGCAAAACAACCGGAAAUGCACGCAAUUUGGCCGAAUUUAUAAUAGACAAUCAUGACGGCACAAAAGAUCUACCCUUCCUACUGCCUUGCAGUAAUAUAGCCCUAGACACUUUAAACAUUAGGCUGCGUGAAGAUGGCUAUCGUGUAGAUGCCUGUGAAGUGUAUGAAACGAAAUGCAGUCCCGAUUUGGCCGAAAAAAUGGAUAUAGCCUUGAAGGCUGAAAAUGUUGAAUUUUUAGCAUUCUUUUCGCCUUCUGGAGUCAAUUGUGCGUAUGAAUAUUUCAAUGCUAGAAAUAUAAGCAUGGAUAAGUAUCGUCUAGUGGCCAUAGGUCCCAGUACUAGACGUGCCAUAGAGAACAAGGGUUUAAAGGUGUAUUGUACCGCUGAGCGUCCCACUGUCGAGCAUCUCAUUAGAGUUUUAAUAAAUCCUGAGGAGUGUAGAGAAAAUUUGAUACGCGAUUCUCAGGCUUCAUUGCUGGAUUGAGGAAGCAGUGUAAAAACUAAGGCUGUUGUGAUGUAUUUUGUUAAUUUUUAUUUUAUUUAUACCUACUACUUACUACUGGUAUAGUAACAAGCAAAUUGAGUUAAAUGUAUUUAAUAAUGUGGUACAAAUUAUAUUUUUUUUUUGUAAAUUUCGUAACGAAUAAAAGACAAACAAAAUUUUUAUAAAUUUUAUUUUAAGAAAAACCAAAAAAAUUGUUAAUGGAAAAUAAAUUUUUAAAUAAAUAUUUUUUUUAUUUCGCCAUUUCAAGUGAAAA
This is a messenger RNA of Calliphora vicina (urban bluebottle blowfly), 1331 nucleotides long. RefSeq names its product Uroporphyrinogen III synthase 1 (gene Uros1). Gene Ontology annotation, biological process: uroporphyrinogen III biosynthetic process. The transcript has a single exon. Lineage: Eukaryota; Metazoa; Arthropoda; Insecta; Diptera; Calliphoridae. Gene Ontology annotation, cellular component: cytosol. Gene Ontology annotation, molecular function: uroporphyrinogen-III synthase activity. Bases 248 to 1057 code for a protein of 269 amino acids. The record is from RefSeq and is a predicted model, not a curated record.